GAUCGACACAAUCAUAGUUCACACAUACUAACAAUACCAAUGAUUUGCGCAAUAUAUCUACAUAUUCCUUUAUAUAAAGGCGAUCAUCUAAUAGUGCAGUAGCACCUUACUCAUAAUAUUUUUUAUCCAUCAUGAUAAUGUAUUCUUUGAUUAACUGGAUGUGUGAGCUAUCACCAACAAUCAAGUGGAAGCCUGUGCUUCUGUCCAUCAUCUAACUUUUCAUAUAUAAUUCCAACAACUACACUGAAGAGCUGUGCUGAGGCUGAUCCCACCAAGACCACAAGCAAAGAAACCAAACCUCCAAAGCUUCACUUCUACAUAGAUAACAUUGACAAUAACCUGCCUAACUUUUAAUGUUUGCUGACCAAUCUCUCCACUGAAAUUUAUUAAUAUAUAAUCACCUCUUCCUCUGUAUGAUCAAAUUAUGAGUGGAGAUGAACAAUUACUCUUUGGAUCUGUUGCUAGUUCCCUUCAGCAUCUUCAUCAAUGCAAGCUACCAUUUCUACUUAUGGCAGAGCUGCAAGUCCAAACAGCCUAAGACCACCAUUGGAGUAACCAUUGAAAGGAAAAGAGUAUGGCUUCAAAGCAUCAUGUCGGUAAAUGACAACAAGGUCAUCCUUGGAGUCCAAACCUUCCGCAACUCGAUCAUGUCGACCAUCUUCUCCGCAGCCAUCUCCAUCGUCAUCAAUGCCGCCCUCGCUUCGUUCGCCAGCAACUCGUACACCUCGAGCCACCUCUUCGCCGGCCGCCCGACAUUCGGCUCUCAAUCAGAAGCAAUGCUGGUAUUCAAAUACUCAUCUGUUUCUCUUCUUAUGCUCUUGAGCUUCCUCUUCAAUUCCAUGGCUGUGGGAUUCAUCAUAGAAGCCAAUUUCCUGAUUAAUUUAAAUGAAGGGGAGGUGUUCAGGGCUAAUGCAGAGGGGAUGAUGAUGAAGGGUGUGGUGCUGAGUGUGGUUGGCAAUAGAGCUUUGUAUGUUGGGCUCUCCUUACUGAUUUGGAUGUUUGGACCGUUGGCUUUCGGUUUGUGUACGGCUGGGAUGCUUUGGGGGUUUUAUAGGCUUGAUUUUACCAUGGGAGAAUAAUCAAUUAUUAGCUCAAAUUUUUAUUAUUUCCAA
Dendrobium catenatum is the source of this 1112-nucleotide messenger RNA. RefSeq lists its product as uncharacterized. NCBI's taxonomy places the organism in Eukaryota, Viridiplantae, Streptophyta, Magnoliopsida, Asparagales, Orchidaceae. The record is from RefSeq and is a predicted model, not a curated record. The coding region runs from base 435 to 1079 and encodes 214 amino acids. The transcript has 2 exons.